AUGAGUAUUGAUUAAAUUCUUAAAGAUUAAGAAUAAGAAUGGUGGUAAGCAGGAAAAGAAGAUGAAUAUAAUGUAUUAAAUAAAAUUUAGAGAACUUCUUGUCGACCAAUAUAGAGGAAAUAUUUGGAAUGUUUGAAACAUAAUUUUGAUGAACAAAUGAUUUGUGAUUAAUUCAAAAAAGACAUGGAUAAUUGCUUAAGUAUAUUGUAAUAUAUGAAAAUAAAGGAGAUUCAGAAAAAAUUGAUUAAAUGA
Molecule: messenger RNA, 252 nt
Organism: Paramecium primaurelia
Lineage: Eukaryota; Ciliophora; Oligohymenophorea; Peniculida; Parameciidae
Source: the annotation of a GenBank genome assembly